This is a messenger RNA of Colias croceus (clouded yellow), 8244 nucleotides long. RefSeq lists its product as uncharacterized. NCBI's taxonomy places the organism in Eukaryota, Metazoa, Arthropoda, Insecta, Lepidoptera, Pieridae. The transcript is spliced from 19 exons. Gene Ontology annotation, cellular component: cytoplasmic vesicle. The record is from RefSeq and is a predicted model, not a curated record. Gene Ontology annotation, molecular function: protein binding. The coding region runs from base 233 to 5407 and encodes 1724 amino acids.
ACCCAUUGAUAAACUCUUUGUUAUAACAACUUAUGAACGAUAUUAUUAAAGGAACACCUAUGUGGCAUCUUGUUUUUUGUACAAGGAGAGUUUGUAUACCGGUAGUGUGUUUUAAUAAACAAAGAAUAAAGCAAGUGACUAAUACAAAUAUUAAAAAGAGAAGGACAAAACCUCAAGUGCGUAAGAUAACUGGUGUUAGAUAAGGAUUACGCAGAUCUAGAACAAACCGGAGAUGAUUGCCUUGGUGUUGUGCGUGUUUGCAAAAAUUGUUGGUUUCGUGAUAAACGAUAAUAGUGAAAAAUGUGUGCAACUCACUGAAUAUGCAACCAUUCAGGAAAGGAAACGAGAACAGAAAAGGCCACCGCCAAGGUUGGGGCUGAAGGCAGCAAGUCCCGGGGUGGACGAGGACUGCAACAGCAACCCGAGCCUGGCUGGCAGCCAGCAUUCCACGCACGAUGACCUCGACGCACACUGCGACAACUCGGGAUAUCUGUGGUUUCUCGACUAUAAUCCGAUAUUUCGGGAUGGUUCGUGCCACCACACCUCAGUCCUGUCCUCGGUGUCCGCCUCGUACAAAGGGAUAGGCGACCUCACGUCUCGUUUCGAAUUCACGUCAAGAUACAACGAUAUAGCGAGAGAUCUCGACGCCAACCUCGCUGAAGCCGACAUAGAAAGCUUUAAAACUGAAGACAUCCAUGCGCUCCUGAUGACCGCUAACUUGCCGCACGAUGAUAGAGUUAACGAUAGUAACCCCCACGGCGAGAUGUUUGCCAGCAUUUCUAGCUCUAUGAUGGAAAAGUUUCGAUUCGACAGUUCCAUGAGUAACAACAGUAGUUUUCAGGGAGAAGAAUCCGUCGGCUCGAUCAAUACUAUGUCAAUAUGCAAGUCGGAACUGCUAUUUUCACCGGUUAAAGAAGGAGCGCAUGGCGUGCACUUCAGCGUUGAUAGUCUUGACUGUGAACUACCCACGGAGCAAGAUCUGAUCCUCACAUGUCAAGCCAACAAAGACAACUAUACCAUCGCCUUCGAGGGAAGUCUCACCAUUUACUCCGAGGACAGUGAGUGUGCUGAACCCGCGGUCAAUCAAAAUCAUGACAAACUGGAUAAAGAUGAUAUAAACAUAAUAUUAGAUAGUGAUGAAAGAACGCGCAGGAAUUUAGAAUUAUUAGAAAGAUGUAAGAAACUAACACAUAAGCUAACAACGUCUAUGGCUAGGAGUGAUUUAGGUUUAACUACGUGGAGUAAGCUUAAGAAACAGACCAGUCAUUUGCCCUUACAAAGGCAUCCAUCCGGUAACAAUAAUGAAAAUUCAAACGAAUCGACCGAUGUUACAAAUGAAAUGAAUAAUUCUGUAAUAAAAAGUCAGAGCCUACCGAAUUUAUACCGAAAAAAGCUUAUGAGUAGUUCAAUAAAUUCGGCAGCAUUAAGCAAUUCAACGGUCGACUCCUUCACCUCAAACCAAAGGCUAAAUGGUACCCCAACAUGUAUGAAAGUUUACGACGUUUCUCAAAAUCGCUCACAAGGAAGUCAGCAUUCAGAACCUAUGAGUACAUCGUCCACUGACAAUCAAACUUCUACUGACAAAAGUCAAACAAAACAACAAUCUUUCAAUUUAGUUAAGCUUUUUAUGAAACAAAAAAGUAAUAGUAAUGAAGGUAUUGUAACAAUGGAUCAGUUAGAUAGAUCAGAAUGCUGGCCUUCAUCAGGGGGCGAAAGCGGUGAGUCGUUGGGCGAAAACAAACCUGAUGAUUCUAAAACAAUUUCUGUUAAUCGACCUCAAGCCGAACUACCGAGUGAAGCUACUGAAGAAACGUCUUCCUUAUUUUAUGAGGAGAUUCGAUCUGUAAAUCCAUUUAAUAGAGUAUACGAUGAAGUUUUAAUAGAAGAGGAAGAAUCCGAUGGAACAAAGUUGAGUGAUAGUGAAAGUAAUCUUUAUGCCAUAGUGAAUAAGCCUCGUAUUCGACGAACUAACACAAAUCUUAUAGGAAGUCCGUCUAAAGUAAGAAGUAAUAGAAAAUCAUGCUCGUCACAUUCAUCCGCCACUAGCGUUAGUAUUUCAAGUUGCUCGGAAUCUGAUGGUACUCAAAUUACAAAAAUGAAUAGAGCUUUACAUCGGGAACCUUGUGAUACGAAAGCGACGUCGACUCAUUUCGAAAGUAGCACCCAAGAUAAAAGUAUGCAAACGUCAAACUUACAAGCCAGUGUCCCACAAGAUCGGGAAUUAUUUAAAGUAGUUGAAGCUUCCUUUUUAGAGAAACUGAAAGAAGGUGAUUGCGAAAAACCGGUAUUUGUCCUUUAUCCUAACUAUACACUUCCAGAUAUAAGCUUUUUGAAUGGUAGACCAAAUAUUUACCUUAAUCCUGUAAAAGUCAAUGUUUCACCAAAGUCUAGCGAGAGUAAAAGAGGUCGAACUCAAAUCAAGGGAAAGCGACCAUUCUCUUGUAACGAUGUAGAAAUGUUGAAAAAGAAAGGUCUAGGACAUAUAAAAGAUUGGGAUUCUUUGAACUUCUUAUUGCCUUUAGAAUGUCGGCAACUGCUAUCAGAAGUUCCAGAACUAAUGCAACAUAUUAAAGAAAAAGAAAACACAUCGAAGUGUACAGACAAAUACUGCAAUACUCCAGCUUCUUUAAGGCAGAGAAAUAGGCCAACGAGUUGCGAUUGUAAUAACUUGGGUACAAAUACAACAGCUGUGUCCUCAAGUUCAAGUACUGCGACUCAACCAUCUUCAGGCUACCGUGGGUCAUCAACAAUGCUUACUGAUUCUUCAGCACAAAAUAGCCCCGCUCCAACGGGGGCUUUCAAUCCUCUUUUUGUAUACCGCUACGAUAGUGCAACAAGUUCUGAAGCCAGCGGUCUCCACAAUGAUGGUCAAAGGAUAAACCCUUCUAUACCAAGACGAUCACUGUCAUUAGCUGAACAGAAUCGCUUGGCAAAACAAGGAGAAUCAGUGCCGCCAAGACCACCGUUACCAAAAAGUAUAUUAAGAAAGUCCAUAGAUAAAACCAGAAAAUCUAGUGCAAAACGUUACAGCAUGUUUGAAAUGGAUGAUCUAAUACAAGAUCCUAUAGUUUGCGCUAACGCUGCAGUAGAAAAUAAAACAAAAAGAAGAUCAUUGCAAGAACCUUAUUAUCUGCAAAAUCAAAAUAUUGAUUACCGUAAAAACAAUGAUUUAGCUGCUAAGAGAUUGUCACAACAAUUUUUGGAUGCCGCUGAAAAGGACAUAGAUUACAAUGAGUACUAUCACGAUGAAGGUGUGGGAACAGAAAGCAGUUUGGAAUCAGGAAAAUCAAACGAACUUAAGUUCCACCGGCCACAUACACCACCGAUGCCCAAACCGAGAACUAAGAAAUUAGAAUACAUAGAGUUUCCACCGCCCGGCGCAUUAAUCAGCAGUGCCGAUUUACAACAACUUGAAGAAUUUUUGAAGCAAAGUGGUUUUAACUGUCAAAAUAUGGAUGAAUGGGAUCAAAAUCAAGUACAAAAGGGGAAGAACUUAGCCGAAAUACCAAUUUGUGAAGAGGCUGAAGUAAGUCCUGAUGAGUUUGGCAGUCCCACGCGACACGAGGGAAGGGUUAAAUACGAUAUGAUCGACGUGUCACAGAAACGAGCUUUAGUCUCAAAUGUUACGGAUGCUGUAGAGAUGUUAAUUCAACAUUUCUCAACCGCCACGGACCAAGCUGAAUUAGCAUUCUUGGGCGACUCGAAACAAUCGCCCGCUUGCGCCAAAAUUGCCUUGAAUGCGCUAUGUCCAGCCCUUUAUGCUAUAUUUAGGGACGGUUUAAAGGAAAACAUUGAAACCUCAUUCGGUGCCGUCAAUAAUUCAGUUUGGCAAAUGGUAGAAUCAACAGCGAGACAAGGCCCAAUAACAAAAUCACUGAAUGAAUUAGUUCUGAGAAUAAACAGCGAGGAUGCAGUAACAGAAGGAUUGGUCAAAUUUAACGCAUUCAUUUUAGGUCUAUUAAAUGCGCAGUCCGUGGAUGCGUGGGUAUCGUAUGUGAGAACUCGGGAAUCAAUAUUGGCUAAACAUUAUGAUCCUGAUUCUCUCGUACUUGCCGGCUGUGUCGGCGAACCGCGCUGUAGAGCUCUACUCGAUACGUUAUUGGCCAGUCUCGAGCCCUUACGUCUGCUACCCUUCUCUCUGGACCUCAUGUUUGAAAUGCGAGAAUUACACAGAAGCUUCAAAAGAAUCGAAAGCGACAUGAGAGCUGCUAGCCGGCCCAGUGCGAUUAACACCCCGCAACUAACCCUGAACCAGCGGAACUUGCUGAAAUUGGUUCGCUCGAUGCAGUCUAGCGGCAUCAGCGAUGACUCCCAAGCGAGUGUUAUAAUGCGGAACAAAGAACCGUCGACUCCUGACCUCUUGAACGACACGGCCAAUCUUAAAACUACCAUCGAAAAAAACAGACCUCGAUCAUGUGUUAAUCCAACACCUCUCGGAUACGAUAUGUGUCCAAAUAAUAGCAGAAUAGAUUUAGAGAACAAUAGGCGAUGGUCGGGAGUGCAAUUGGGCUCCAAGUUGAUGCAAGCCUUCGACCGAUUAGUAUUUGACGAUAGUGACGAUUACACAGAUAGCCUAGAGAAUAACAAACCCUCCUCUAAAACGGCCGCCAAUGAGACGAAGCUUGAUACGAGUGGUGAAGAGCAAUGGAGACCAAGCUCAGCGAACAGCUCUGGAAGCAACAACACUGGCAACGGCAGCAAUAACUCCGGUGGCAAGUUCAGAAAACUUCAGCUCAAAUGGGAGAUGUUGAGCACCGCUGAGAGCCCUGUUACACCUACCGGUGAGACAUCGCCAGCUGCUGUGCGCUCGAAGAUUCCUCGGCCCGUGUCAUCGCCCGUUCGACCACAGGCGCCCUCUAUACCGUCACCGGCUAAAUCACAUAACGCGCCAAGAGGCAUCCCCGUAGCAGUGCGUAAGGGCGCGUCACCAACGUCAACAAGCCGGCCGCAAACCGCACAACGCAACACCGCUAACAAGAAACCUCCGCAGCCAGCUAACAGAAUUAUCCAUGAGAAGCCAACAAGGAAAUCAUUGGACAAAAACGGGAACUUGAAUCUUGCUGAAAAUAAAAAUCUUAGCAAUUUAAGAAAGGCGCCGACGUCCCGCGUGGACCAGGCGGGCGGUGCAGCGGGGCUGGCGCCGCGGCCCGCGUCGCUGCCGUACGGGCGCGCCGCCCCGCCGCCCGCACCGCGCCGCGCGGCUUCCUCCUCCGCUACACGCCACACGCAGAAACACAAAUACGUAAGAACGCUAUGGCACAGGCUGCCCUCCGACUCAGGGCAUCUAGCGUUCAACGAGGGGGAGAAGCUUCGGCUGAUUCUAGAAGUCGAUGAACAGUACUUACUCUGUUGUCGCGGCGAUCAGAAGGGUCUUGUACCCCGGGACGCGGUCAUGGACGACUUCUGAUGCUGGCCCUAGCGCUGGCAGCCACACUGGCGCCCGCUGCUCACCAAGUGAGUCACGUGUAGAGAUAUAGAACGAAUAGUACUUUUAGUGCGCGUAAAUCCAGUUGUAAUUUGUGUCGAAUUGUGAAUCAAGUUGUAAUUUGUGUCGAAUUGUGAAUCAAGUUGUAAUAUGCGUCGAAUCGAACGUCGAUGCAUCGUUUUUCGUUUGAACGGUGAUAAGUGAGAUCGUUUCGAAACUUUUAAUCGUGUUAGUUUAAGUCGAAAUACGAAAUUGUGUUAAAUAUUGAACGUUUAAGUGAUUUGUGACGUUACCUCUACUCUUCAUGUUUGGUCCUUUUACGGGGAUUUCAACGAUCGUAGUAUUAAGAUUUCUACUUUAUUUUUAUAUCAAAAGAUUCGACGAUAGAAUCUCAUGCAUAAUGACAUUUUAUUGGAAUUUUAUGACACAUUUAUAAUUAAUCGUUUGGACAAUUGGACAUGGAUAUUUUAUUUUGAACCGUCGCAGUAAUCCCCGUUCUAGGACACCAUUGGACAUCUACAAAGUAAAAUCGAUUCCGCACAUUUAUGUAUAAAUCUGUAGUAAAAUCUAGUCUUACGUUUUAAGGCACGACUAUAUCUUAUACUGUAAAUAUAACGAUAAUAUUAUUGAACUCAAAUGUGGGAGUAUUUACCGCUAAUGAUAAUUAUGUAGCAUAAAGCAUUUAGAAAUUUAUAUUGAAACAUUGACGGUAAAUGUUGCCUCAAUGUGGCGUGAUACGUUUUACUCUAAGGACAAAAUCUCAUUUAGCGGAACCACCGGCCGAGAGAAAGUCGCUCUAUAUUAAAAUUUUUAGAUAAACAUUGGAUAUUGGUGUCUAAAUUAAAUCGGUAUUUGUAUCAUAAUGUUAUUGUACUUAUCGGUGUUAGUUUGUUUAAGCAUAUUAUGUAUUGGAGGGUCAGUUGAAUACCGUGUUCGUGCUGGUCGAUAAAUCGAUAUGUCUGUCUAUAGUCUGCCACAGACGUAACUUUAUUUCAUCACACUAAUAGCAUGCGACCUUUCCAUUUCACCUUCCUAUUGGGUUUGUGGUAGGGGUCGACGUCUUUUACCUUUGGUACAUCCACAAAAUAUAUCUUUGGAUGUCUAUGGUGGUGUGGGCUUUAACUUGGUUGUGGAACUAACCGCAUGGCCUCUUCCGAAUUUCCUUUCCUCAGGUCCACAGUUCUGGAAAGUUCUACGUGGUGUUGGGACGUAACAUCUCUGUUACUAAUCGCAUGCGCCUAUCCACUUUCAUAUCCUGAUCGUUCGCUUCACCCAUUAAAAGUUCAUCCAUGAGAUCUUUUAUAAAUACAUAAAAUAGGUGAAAGUUACCCUAAUAACUAUAUCGAACUAAACAAACUUGUGGUGUAUUUUAAAGCAUUGUCUGCUUAGCAUCUAUUAACAACAUGAUUUUAAUGUGAAUAACACCCAUUUUACGGAUUUUAAUAUCGGUUUCGUUUGCUUCCAGAAACCUCGUAUUCAUGCCAAGUACGAUACUAAUAUUGUGAUAGACUAUCAUAUCACUGCUUAUAGUGCAACAAUUGAGAGAACGAUAUUUUUCGGUAGGUUUACGUAUUGCUCAAGGGAGGACGGUUUAUUUAGAUAGAAUUUUUUAUAAAAUACUCUCGUGUAAUCGUAUAAUUAUACUCGGAAUUGCAGUACUCGUCUGUAUAGAGUUGUAAAUAAUAUUAAAAUUAUAAUUAGAAAUUCAAAAGGUCAAAAUUAUGAAACCUUUGAAAUGCACGAUACAGUUCCUCUCGUAGUCCGUCGUGCGGUUGAGUCACAAAUUGGCGAAAUGUAGAUUAUUGUGUGUUGUAGACAAAAUUGUAGUUACAUUUGCGUCUUUCUCGAAGCCGGUGAUAGUCCCCAAAUUCUUGCCAACUACGUUCAGUGUACAGUUACAGAGGCUCGAUGACGACUAAUCUCUAAUGUUGGAUGAACGUCAGUUGACAAUCGUUAUGCCUUGGAAUAUUUCGCCGAACAUUUGCCUCCCUUUACCCGUAGCUUAUUGUUAUCGAGACGAAACUUAUCCGCAGCGACCGAAUAUUUGGCGAAAUGUGGAGAAGGUAAAAUGGACUGUAAUAUAGGGUGUAAUUUAUACAAUAAUUAGGUUAAGAAUGUUGAUUGUAGUUCUACAAUCUCUUUGUGUGAUUUAAGUUUGUAAAGAAAUAAAUACAUUGUCAUUACUCUGCGCUUGUGACUGAAUGAUGUGAUGUGGCCUUUGUAUGUUAUUAUUUAAAUUAUCAUAUAGUGCGAGUGAGCUUGUUGCAUCAGUCCAUGUAUUCAUCUACUACUUGCAUCGGGAAUGCUUCCACAGAUUAUGUAUAAAUAGUUGUUACUCGAACAGUCUAAUAACCGUAUAGAAUUAGCGAAAUAACAUGCCUUAAAUUGUUCACACAGUUCUAUAAAUUAAUACUAAAAUAUUAUUCUAAUAUAGCUCGCUUCUUUUGCUUAAAAUUAAUCGCUUUGGAAGUUAGCGUAUAUAUUUAAAAUAGCGGAGUUUGUUAGUGGUAAGUUUUUAACAGUUUGUAUGGAAAGAUAUUGAAUGCUUGUUUUAUAGAUGAAAUAAUUCCUGCGCGUUUUGUGAAAGUUUGAUCGAAGUGAAUGGUGAGACUGCGUACAAACUUUAAGUUAUACUUUUUGCGUGAAAAUUUAAUUUAUAAUUUACGAUUGGGAUCAAUAAGUUUGAGUUAAAAAUUUAUUUUCUUAUAAAAAUGAAAAUAAUAAAAAGAGGCUUUCGUUAUCCUGCGAACUUCAACGAACGACUGAGAAAUAAUUCCGAAUAUAUUAUGAUUAAGUUAAUUUCGAAAAUCCUGUGUUCC